GCUAGAAAAGAAUGCUGGAUCAGACUGCCUUUUCUAGUCAACAAUUUAACGUCACAGAAUUCCAGCACUGAAGUCCAUUAAAGCAUGAAAUAUAUAAACACUGUUUAUCAUAACAUUCGUGAUUGAUAAAAUAUACUCACAGAAGAAUUGAAUUAAAUAACGCGAAACGUAACAAGCAAUACACAAAAUCCACUGAUUUCCCGAAGCACGCAACAGGAAUGCGAGGCGUCACUGACACACCGCAUUUUCUUUUUCUUAAAACAGCAUUUAGCCGCCAUUUUACGAAACCUUCAGAAGCUGCUGCAACAUCUGUUGAGAAAAUGGCUCCCUAGAACGCCACCAAGGCGCGGCAGGGAGAGGGGUGUAUAUGCAGAACACGCGCUGGUCGCGUGGGUGAAUCGCGUGGAGGAAGGGUACAGGACGGAGGGGCACACGUGCGUUACAAAGGAAGGGGGGAAGGGACCGGGAGGGGGAAUCGCGCGCUCGCACCUCACUCACACACACACACACCCCUCGUUCCUACGGAUGAUCCAUGGGGCUUCGGUAUCUUCCAGAACGGAGAGAACAAGACGACCCCAACACACGACUUCUGCCCGCGCACGCGCAUAACAACCCCCCUCCCCAAAAUAUAACCGGUUGGGGGAGGCGGAGUAAGGAAACGCGGGGUGAAGCCGCACCUCUCUUUCUCUCAGGAGAGUACGCGUCUCUGCCAGAGAGCGUGAUUCCACGUGUCACGUGGCCCUGGCUCGCCCAAUCGCCGAGAGAAAUGACGAGCCUUGUAUGCUUUGCGCAGAGUGCGCACUGAGGAGAAGCGGUGCGGCUGUGCGGACCAAGAGUUGAUGCGGCAGUGGAGAAAAGAAGACUGGGAAAGAACGAGCGCGGCGUCUCUCUCUUUCUUCUUCCUCGCGAUAUAUUCGUAUAUCGAGAGAGAAGUAAUUCAGGAAUUGCGGGGGGAAGAGAAAGCGGUGGGGGGACGGUAAAGGAAGGUCCGUGCCUUCCUUGCGGUGCUGUGACGCGAAAAGAAUACACGAUCAAGGAGGUUCUGAGGAGAGCUGUCGCGCGCGCUUGCUUUUCUGAGCAGACCCGUGGCGGGAAGGGCGCGCGCCUUUCGAUAAGAUUCUGGCAGCCUCGCUUCUCGCGCUCCAGAUUCUAGGAAAGCUCGUGAGGGCGGGGUACGCGCGCGCGCGCUUGUUCUUCUUGGGCGUGGGCGGCGUGUAGUUGAUAGGCGCUACAGGAUCCAUCAUGGCAUUCUCCAACUACAGCAGCCUGCAGCGUGCUCAGCUGACUUUCGACUAUCUUCAUACCAACUCAACCACACAUGAAUUCUUGUUUGGGGCCCUUGCUGAACUUGUUGAUAAUGCAAGAGAUGCAGAUGCCACAAAAAUAGACAUCUUUACUGAACAUCGAGAAGACCUGAGGGGUGGAUUCAUGCUCUGUUUCUUGGAUGAUGGAGCAGGAAUGGACUCAAAUGAUGCUGCAAGUGUGAUUCAGUUUGGUAAAUCUGCUAAACGAACACCAGAAUCAACCCAAAUUGGACAGUAUGGAAAUGGCUUGAAAUCGGGCUCCAUGCGGAUUGGCAAGGAUUUCAUUCUCUUCACUAAGAAAGACAACACCAUGACUUGCCUUUUCCUGUCUCGUACAUUUCAUGAAGAAGAAGGAAUUGAUGAGGUAAUUGUUCCUCUACCCACCUGGAAUGCUCGUACUGGGGAGCCCUUAACAGACAACAUGGAGAAAUUUGCCAUUGAGACUGAACUGAUUUACAAAUAUUCUCCCUUCAAAUCAGAGCAAGAAGUAAUGGAGCAGUUCAGGAAGAUUCCUGGGGAUAAAGGGACUCUGGUGAUCAUUUUCAACCUUAAACUAAUGGAUAAUGGAGAACCUGAACUGGAUGUUACUUCUGACCCAAGAGAUAUCCAGAUGGCUGAAACUCCACCAGAGGGGACAAAACCGGAGCGUCGUUCCUUCCGUGCAUAUGCCGCUGUACUGUACAUUGAUCCCAGAAUGCGAAUCUUCAUCCAUGGACACAAAGUACAAACCAAGCGCCUUUCCUGUUGCUUGUACAAGCCUCGGAUGUAUAAAUAUGCUUCCAAACGCUUCAAGACCAGAGCAGAACAAGAAGUGAAAAAAGCUGAGCACAUGGCUCGGAUAGCGGAAGAGAAAGCUCGAGAAGCAGAAAGCAAAGCCCGUGCGUUAGAGCUGCGCCUGGGAGGAGAUCUUACAAGAGAGUCCAGGGUUAUGUUGCGCCAAGCCCAGAACAUGGCAAUAACCAUGCGCAGAGAGGCUGAUGUCAAGAAGAGGAUCAAAGAGGCAAAGCAGCAGGCACUGAAGGAACCCAAAGAGCUCAACUUCAUCUUUGGUGUGAACAUAGAGCAGCGGCAUUUGGAUGGAAUGUUUGUCUACAACUGUAGCCGGCUGAUUAAGAUGUAUGAGAAAGUGGGCCCGCAGCUGGAGGGUGGCAUGGCAUGUGGUGGUGUUGUAGGAGUGGUGGAUGCCCCCUACUUGGUUUUGGAGCCUACGCAUAACAAGCAGGACUUUGCAGAUGCCAAAGAGUAUCGGCACCUGCUAAGAGCAAUGGGAGAACAUUUGGCUCAGUACUGGAAGGAUGUUGAAAUUGCUCAGAAGGGCAUUAGCAAGUUCUGGGAUGACUUUGGCUAUUUAUCAGCUAACUGGAACCAACCUCCAUCAAAUGAGUUACGUUACAAGCGUCGGAGAGCCAUGGAGAUCCCCACUACCAUUCAGUGUGACAUGUGUCUGAAAUGGCGGACCCUCCCCUUCCAGCUGAGUGCUGUGGAACAAGAGUACCCAGAUACUUGGGUGUGUGCAAUGAACCCUGAUGCUGAACAAGACAGGUGUGAUGCUCCUGAACAGAAGCAGAAAGUGCCUCUAAGCGUCUUGAAGAAAGAGAAAUCAGCAGAGGACAAGCAGAAGGAACUGACAGAGAAAAUUCGCCAACAUCAAGAGAAGCUGGAGGCCUUACAGAAAACUACACCAAUACAUUCCCAAGCUGACUUGAAAAAACUACCUCUGGAAGUCACCACACGACCUGUGCUAGAGAAUUCAGAUCUAGUGAGCAGACCACAGCGGCCACGGUCUCCUCCAUUACCUGAUGUGAUUAAAAAUGCUCCUAGCAGGCCCCCAGCUCCACUGCCCCUUCCCAGGCCCAUCUUCCAGCACAAAAAGGGCCCCCCAGCUCGGCCAGCCGUUAACUCCUCCCGAUCACAGAGCCUGACAUUCAGGGAAGAAUUCAGCAUUUCCAGAACACAGCCCCAUACUGUGGCUCACGGGAGAUCUACAGCCACCCUUGUAAGGCCACCGCCCAAACCUCUGGCAGUAGGGAGGGCAUCCCCGGUACUACUUCAGAACUCCAAGAGCCAGCUCAGACCCCCCAGCCCGAAACACUCAAAGCUGCUUGUGUUACCAAAGAAGCCCCACGCUUUCAGGCAUCCCCAGGCUUCCAGUUCCCGGAAAAGAAGCAUUAGUGCGAUUGAGGAUGAAUCAGAGGAGGAGGCAGGACCAAAAAAAGACAGAAGGAAACUCGGCAAACAUGUAACAGUUAAAGAAGAGAAAAAGGAUUCCAAUGAGGUGGUGGUGGAGCUCACAGACAGUGCAGGGGAAGAAGAGUCAGCAGAACUGAAAAGAGCUCAGAAAGAUAAAGGGCUGCACGUGGAAGUACGAGUGAACAAAGAGUGGUACACAGGCCGUGUUACAGCUGUGGAGGUUGGCAAGAAAGUCGUCCGCUGGAAAGUGAAGUUUGAUUAUGUCCCUACGGAUGUCACCCCAAGAGAUCGCUGGGUAGAGAGAGGUAGUGAGGAUGUGCGGUUGAUGAAGCCUCCCUCUCCAGAACAUCAAAGUCCAGACACACAACAGCAGCAGGAAGUUGUCGCAGCCCAACCAUCUACCUCGGAGUGUGUCCGAACUGAGCCAGACACCACUGCCUCCACCAGCAGCAACCACGAGACUGUAGAUCUGUUAGCCCAGGCACUCCGGAAUUGUUUGCGGUAUUUCUUGCCCCCGCGUUUCCCCAUCUCCAAGAAGGAGCUGAGUUCCAUGACUUCAGAAGAACUGGUGGCUUUUCCUCUGAAAGACUAUUUUAAGGAGUAUGAGGCGGGUCUACAGGAGUUGUGUAACUCAUACCAGACCAAGGCUAACGACAAGGCCAGAGCCUGUGAAGAAAAGCUCCUCGUUGAGGAACAGAAGCUUGCAGAGACCAAGGAAAAACUCCAGAAGUUGAGAACUAACAUAGUGGCGCUACUUCAAAAGGUGCAAGAGGACAUCGACAUCAAUACAGAUGAUGAACUGGAUGCUUACAUUGAGGACCUAAUCACCAGGGGAGACUGAGCAUUCCAGAUUCCAGCACCAGAGUGGAAUGGCCAGGGAGUCGAUCGCCAUGUUCUACAGAACAUGAAUAUAUGUAGGGAGAGCAGCCCAGGGCAGUAUGGGGGCCAGCAACAUUAGAGACCAUGUACUGUUACAGUCUGUGUUUGGUGUAUGACUUGUUCUUGUGGGAUUUUUAAAAAAAACAAUGCAAGAGGGGUUAGUGCUGUUGGAAGCUUUUUAGGCUUUGUUUAUAAACAUUUUUUUAA
Molecule: messenger RNA, 4580 nt
Organism: Eublepharis macularius
Lineage: Eukaryota; Metazoa; Chordata; Lepidosauria; Squamata; Eublepharidae
Gene: MORC2
Product: MORC family CW-type zinc finger 2
Exons: 26
Coding region: 1243-4335 (1030 amino acids)
Cellular component (GO): nucleus
Molecular function (GO): zinc ion binding
Source: RefSeq, a predicted model, not a curated record